CUGGAUGGGGGAGUAUUUAAGUUGAAUUGAGAAACAUUUAGUUCUGAAUAUUGGACCCUUUGAAGAGUUGCAGACUCUGUGUGUGCAGAAAAGUUGUGUACUGUGUGAAGUGACUGGAUGGGCAAUGUCCUGCGCGUCAAAUCUAUCCAAUGCUGUGUGGACUGUAAAAAAUAAAAUAAAGCAACUCAUUUUGGUUAUUUAUCUCUGACCACCCUCUCUCUUCAUUGGCUAUUACAUAUCCCACUAGAUUUGAAUUGACCAGAGAGACUUAUGCUUUAUACCCAUCUUGGAUUUUCUAGUUAAUGAGAAAGUUUGAUGAGCUCAUUUGAGAAGAAGGGAUAUGUUAAUGGGUGGUUUUAGUUUUAGGGUCUUACUGCACAGUGGGUUUUAGGUAGGGUUUAAGGGCCUGUUAAGAGGAGAGAAAGAAGUCAGAGGAAAAAGAAAAGGAAAAGAAUGGUGUUUUUCUAAUACAUAUUACAUAUAUAUAUAUAUCUAUAUAUAUACACAGAUCCCUAUGGAAUGCAGGGGUGCUUCCCAGCAUCGCUUGCUGGAAUUUAUUCUUUUUGUUUAGUUCAAAGGAACCGACUUUGUUCUCUUCACUGAGAAGUGAGAGAGAGAGAGAGAGGGAACUGAGACGAAGGGUUGCAUAGAUAGGAGAGAGAUUGUUUGGCUCUUGGGAUUAUAUUUCUUGGGCUUCAAGAGUUCUGUAACUAGACUACAGAAAACCAGGAGGGGGGUAGGAAAGAUAUUUCUUUUGAAAUGAUUAGUUUAUUUUCUACCCAAUGAUUGAGUUGUUUCAAACAUAGUAUAUAUAUACAUAUAUAUAUAUAUAUAGUGCUGAGAAUCGAAAAAAAAGAAGCUAGAGAGAGAGAGAGAAGAUGAAGUCUAUGAAUGAGGAUAACAAUGGCAGCAAUAGUAAUAAUAACUGGUUGGGUUUUUCUCUCUCACCCCACAUGAAAAUGGAGGUUAGUUCAGACCCUCAGCAUCAGCAUCAUCAGUACAAUCAUCAUCAAAGCCAGGCUGCUACUGCAGCCACUGCUGUUCCAGCAAGCUUCUACCUCUCUCCUUCUCACCUCAACAGUCCUGCAAUCUGUUUUGGGGUUGGAGAAAAUGGUGGCUUUACCUCAUCCUUGUCUGUAAUGCCACUCAAGUCAGAUGGCUCUCUCUGUAUCAUGGAAGCCCUCACUAGAUCUCAUCAAGAAGGGAUGGUGCCAGAUUCUUCACCUAAACUGGAGGACUUUUUAGGUGGUGCAACAAUGGCAGCCCAUCAAUAUGGAAGCCAUGAGGGGGAGGCAAUGGCUCUUAGCUUAGACAGCACGUAUUACCACCAAAAUGCUGAGCCUGAAAGCAGCAGGCAACACUCCCUAGACCUACUUCAAGAGCCCUAUAGGCAGCAUCAGCAACAAGAACAAGGGAUUGAUGUUCAAAACCACCCUUACUAUACUAGCCUGCCAUGCCAUGUGAUGUACCAGUCUCCAUUGGAGGAGGAAUCCAAGGGAACAGAUCAGCUUGCAGACUGUGAAAACCAGAUCUCUUGCCUUAAAAACUGGGUGUCUGGCCACUUUUCAGACCACCAUGGACUGGAGCAGCAUCAGAUGAACACCAGUGUUGGGAUGGUUGAUGAGGUUGGAGGAGCUUCUGGUUCUGUUGGUGCAACAAUGGGUUGUGGUGAUUUACAGUCUCUGAGCUUGUCAAUGAGCCCUGGCUCUCAGUCAAGCUGUGUCACAACUUCAAGGCAGAUCUCACCUCCUGGUGCUGAAUGUAUGGCCAUGGAAACAAAGAAGAGAGGAUCUUCAAAAGUGGCUCAAAAGCAACCUAUCCAUAGGAAGUCCCUUGACACAUUUGGCCAGCGAACAUCACAGUAUAGAGGUGUCACAAGACAUAGAUGGACUGGUAGAUAUGAAGCUCAUUUGUGGGACAAUAGUUGCAAGAAGGAAGGGCAGACCAGGAAAGGAAGGCAAGUUUAUCUGGGGGGUUAUGAUAUGGAACAGAAAGCUGCAAGAGCCUAUGAUCUUGCUGCUCUCAAGUAUUGGGGACCUUCAACCCAUAUUAACUUCCCGUUGGAAAAUUACCAGCAAGAGCUCGAGGAAAUGAAGAACAUGAGCCGUCAAGAAUUCGUUGCUCACUUGAGGAGGAAAAGUAGUGGUUUUUCUAGAGGGGCUUCGAUGUACCGUGGCGUGACAAGGCAUCACCAGCAUGGAAGAUGGCAAGCUCGGAUUGGCCGCGUAGCAGGAAACAAGGACCUUUAUCUUGGGACAUUCAGCACUCAAGAGGAAGCAGCUGAAGCUUAUGACAUAGCUGCCAUCAAGUUUCGUGGCGUGAAUGCUGUCACGAACUUUGACAUUACAAGAUACGACGUGGAGAGAAUCACAGCGAGCAGUACUCUGCUUGCCGGUGAGCUUGCUAAGCGAACCAAAGUGAUUGAACCAAGCAAUGAGGCCAUUGAGUACAACCCAUCAACUCAGAGCAAUGUGGAUCAGCAGCAUGUUCAACCAGGGACCGACAUUAGGAAUGGUUCGGAUUGGAAAAUGGUUCUUCAUCAGUCCCCUGAUCAGCAGCAGCAAAAUGCUUGUGUGGAGUCACUUGAUGGGAAGCAAAUGAGCAUUGGAGGGCAUUACCGGAACUCGAGCACUUCUUUCUCUGCAGCCCUACAAGACUUGAUUGGGAUCGAGUCGGUGAACGCUAGCCAGACAAUGGUGGAGGAAGCAGCCCGGACUCACUUCUCAAAUCCGUCGUCAUUGGUGACUAGCUUGAGCAGCUCAAGGGAGGCUAGCCCUGAUAAAACCGGCCUCUCUAUGCUCUUUGCAAAGCCUCCAUUGGGAUCUAAGUUCAUGAGCCCUGCAACCAAUGUUAAUUCUUGGAUUCCAUCAGCACAGAUGAGGCCUGACUCAAUCACCAUGGCUCACUUGCCUGUUUUUGCUGCUUGGAAUGACACCUAAAACUUUUAUGUAUUUUUGUUAACUGCUCAGCAUGAACAUGAACAUGAACACGAAAAAGAAAAAUGGUAAGAAACUUAUUUUGGGGGAGAAAAAAGGAAAAUGUAGGAUUUUUCUUACUUAUUUAUGGUGUUAGUGGAUGAAAUUGGGGAUCAACUGAAGGACAAAUGUGGAGCCAGUUUUAUUUUGUUUUAUUUUACCUUUUUUUUGGGUAGGUAAAAGUCAUCUGUCUGUAACCAGGUGUUGCAUGCUUUUUUAUCUAACUAAAACUUUUGGUUCAUGUUGAAAUGAAAAUUUUGCUCAUGGAGGGAAUGAUAUUUGAGGGUAUAAUGAUUUAGUUUUGUGGGAUGAUAUUGGCAACA
This is a messenger RNA of Cornus florida, 3298 nucleotides long. RefSeq names its product AP2-like ethylene-responsive transcription factor ANT. Gene Ontology annotation, molecular function: DNA binding; DNA-binding transcription factor activity. Lineage: Eukaryota; Viridiplantae; Streptophyta; Magnoliopsida; Cornales; Cornaceae. The transcript has 9 exons. The record is from RefSeq and is a predicted model, not a curated record. Bases 879 to 2939 code for a protein of 686 amino acids. Gene Ontology annotation, biological process: regulation of DNA-templated transcription.